This is a messenger RNA of Gossypium raimondii (Peruvian cotton), 1310 nucleotides long. Its product is annotated as polyadenylate-binding protein 1. The transcript has 6 exons. The record is from RefSeq and is a predicted model, not a curated record. The coding region runs from base 131 to 814 and encodes 227 amino acids. Gene Ontology annotation, molecular function: RNA binding. NCBI's taxonomy places the organism in Eukaryota, Viridiplantae, Streptophyta, Magnoliopsida, Malvales, Malvaceae.
ACGGGCCUAACUAUCAUUCCCCGCACAAGUGCCAGGUUUUAAUCUUUGUCUAUCCGUUCCCUAACCUUUCCCCCAAAUCCAUAACGAAGAAUAAAACCCUAAUUCCAAAAUUCCCCCAAAUUUUACUAGAAUGGAUCAAUACGAAGAGCAAGAGCACGAGGUGUACGGAGGGGAGAUACCUGACGAGGAAGGAGAGAUGGAUGCGGAGUUCGAUAUGACUGCUGGAGCUGAGGAUUACCAAGGCAACGACCAAGGCCUUCAACAAGAUCCUAGUUCCUCCAAAGACUUGGAAGACAUGAAAAAGAGGCUUAGGGAAAUCGAGGAAGAGGCGGGAGCUUUACGUGAAAUGCAGGCUAAAGUCGAGAAGGAGAUGGGCGCUGUCCAAGAUUCCUCAAGUGCUUCUGCAAGUCAAGCUGAAAAGGAGGAAGUGGAUUCCCGCUCGAUUUAUGUUGGUAAUGUAGACUAUGCAUGUACACCUGAGGAAGUACAACAGCAUUUUCAAUCCUGUGGAACAGUGAACAGAGUUACAAUUUUGACCGAUAAGUUUGGUCAACCUAAAGGAUUUGCUUACGUUGAAUUUGUUGAAGUUGAUGCUGUCCAAAAUGCUCUACUGUUAAAUGAAUCAGAAUUGCAUGGUCGCCAGUUGAAGGUCUCGGCUAAGCGAACAAAUAUUCCUGGAAUGAAACAAUAUCGAGGAAGGCCUUCCAAUCCUUACUUCCGCUCCCGAAGGCCUUUCAUGCCUGCUUUUUAUCCUCCCUAUGGCUAUGGGAGGGUUCCAAGGUUCAGGCGGCCCAUGAGAUACCGGCCGUAUUAAGAUGGAUCACACAUCAGACUCAGAAGCAGCAAUUUUGGGAAGACCAUUGCUAAUUUUAUAAUGGUCACAUUGUUGUUCUAUAAUAUGGAAGGAGAAGGAUGAGGUACAGUUUGCUUGCCAAAGGGUGGGCACAAUUUUUCUCAAAUUGUGAGCUUGCAGAGUGUGAUGGAUCCAUUAAUCCGAGCUUGACUAUGUGCUUUGCUUCAACAGUGAUAAGUGCCAAGUUUUCUGAAAUAUAUCUAAGGAUUCCUUGUUGUAGAAAAUACGAUUUAAUUUUCUCAGUUUCCUGUUGCUUUAGUUUUCUAAAGAUUAGGAUUUAUAUGGGAUCAACUUUUAUUUUUGGGGUUUAAACUUUAAAGUGAUGACCAAACUGUUUAGGCAGACAGCUUCAGUUGGAAAAAAAAAACAUCAAUGGCAACGUGUCUGGUCACAAUGUGAUAUGUGUUUGUACUUUGGCUUCCACUUCCCAUUAAUGGUAAACUAGUCUUUUGGUUAA